AUGUCGGAACGGUACUCAGCAGAGUUCCUACUGCACCUGCGCGACUCGCCGCUAUGCGUGAAGCCUCCAAACCUUCCUCCUGCUGAGGAGUGGAUGGGACCACCCCCGGAGACCUUCCGGAACCAACAGAAGGCCGCUGGCGACCGCCACAAACCUGGCGAUGGCGGGGCGCUGCUAACUCAGGACAACAAACGCCCCACUCACGACCGCAAUGGGUCUAGAAACUCUGCGAACCCGGACGAGAUCAUUCUUGGGCCCCCACGAACCAGCUUCGCAUCGGCAUCUGCCACAUCAAUGCGUGGCCCCCGAAAUGGCGAAGCCGAGAAGGGAUUUAGAGACACCGAGCGCAACGACCGCUUCAACUUCCGCAACCGUACCGGCGACUCGGAAAACCCCGCCGAUAGAUUCAGCAGAGACACAAGAGAGGGUCGCAACAAUGGCUUCCGCCGCCGCACCGACCAGGACCAGGACAACGAAGGCUGGAGUACCGUGAAACCACGUAAGAGCUUUGGUCACGAAGGCGCCGAGCGUUUCCAUGGACGUAUGGGAGGUGUGGGCAAUGAUCGCUUUGCCCCGCGGGACGACACUCGACGUACGCGUGAGCGUGAUGACCGAGAGGGAGGAGAACGUCGCAGCCGCAACUUUGAGCACCGUCCGCGAGACCAAGAGGGUGAUGAGCCCGAGACACCACGCCGCAAUGGGCUUCCUCGGGGCAAGACGGAGUCUUGGUUUAGGGAUAAUGCCACUGGUAGUAGCUCGGAGGCCGCCCCUCCUCUGUCCCAGCGUGAGCGAAUCGAUAGGGCCAAGAGUUGGCGUGAUCGAGACCCGGAAGAUAAGCCGAACGACAGAUAUGGGGACCGGAAUGACAAGGGUUAUGAUCGGAGGUGGGAUCGCGAUCGUCAUGCACGUGUCGAGAACGACCCCGAGUGGCUGGACGAGCCUCUGGAAGAAAAGACUCAGAGCCACACCGAAGACGAUUUGAAGAAAUUCCUGGAUAGCAUGAAGGCGGGCAGGUCGGGCGGUGCCCCGAAGCCGGAGGAGAAGGCUAGCAGCGGGGGCGGAGCAUUUGACCAGCCGUUGGCUCCAGCGAUUGCUGAGGAGCACAAGGUUGUCUCGGCGCCUGCCGUUGAGUCGGGCCCGGACAAGUUCUUUGCCGCUUAUGGGAACUCGGGUAUUGACGCUGGCACUCCCACUGCCGAGGCCAAGGACGCCGCAAAACCCAAGGCAGGAAAAUCCUCGCGGUUCAUGGCCUUCCUGGCACCUCAGGAGGAAACCAAGGCCCGAACGGAGCCUCCAACACCCGCAGCUGUGGCGCAAACAAGCUCUGGCCCUGCACCCACCCAGCAGAGCGAUGCUGAUAAGGAAGCAUUUGCUCUCCUCAUCCAAAAACUCCAGCGAUCCGGGUUUGGACCGGCCCUGCAAUCGGGCGCGCCCCCGGCGCAGACACCCCCCGACAGGUUCCCGGAAACGUCGCCUUUCCAAGGGUUCCAGCAACAGCAGAAGAGUGCUGUCGCCUCUCCCGAGCCAUUCCAACAGUAUGGCAACGGGAACAACGGUGGCGAAAGGCGUGACGAUCUACGCAUGCGAGGCUCGCAACAUUCUAUCCACGACAUGAUUUCUCCCCGUCCAGCUGGUCUCCCUAUGCCGCCUCCGCCCGCAACCCGGCCGGAGCAGGCUUUGCAGGAUCUCUUGGCCCAGCGCCACCUCAUGCCUAGCCAGUCGAGCACGCGUUCCGAGCAACAGAAUAUGGUUGCCGUGAACCGCAACCGAGAGUUUCUGGUGGGCCUCAUGCAAGGCCAACGCGAAUCACCCGACCAGCAACGCGCCGAGCAACACCACCUCAUGCGCAUGCCCCAACCAACCAAGCAGGCCUCGCUCGCUAACGUACGCGACCGCGAGCAAGAUUACCCCCGCGAGCGGAGCGCGUCCCAGCGCCAACAGAUGCGCGGCGCUCCCCCCGGCUUCCUCGAAGAGAACCAGUUCCACCCAGGCGAUAUCGAGGCCCGCCCGCCUAUGCAGCCGACCCAGAUUUUACAGCGCCCUCCUCCGCCAGGUCUCGAACACCAGAUGCCCCCCUUCCACACGGGCGGAGUCAACCCUAGUGCCGGAGGUGGUCAAAUGCCCCCUCAGCGACCCAUGAUCCCCCCCCCUGGGCUGAUGAACAACGGUCCCCGCAAUAUGCCUAUGCCGGGCAUGUUCCCGCCCAACUUUCCGCCUCCACACGGCCAUAGCGGACCUGGCAACUUCCCACCGGGACCCCCUCCUCCCCAUGCCGGCGGCCCCCCACCACCCGAUGGUAUGGGCGGUCCCCCGCCCGGUCCUCCGCGCUCGAUGCAGCCUCCUCCCGGAUUCUUUGGAGGCCCGCCGCCUGGUUUCAUGCCUCCUCCCGGCAUGGUUGGUGGUGGUAGUGGAUUCCCAGGCCCUGACGGCCCACAAGGCGGCCCGAAUCCGGGGCUCGGCCCAGGUCCGGGACAUGGUGCUAUGGGAGGUGGCUUUGGUGGCUUGCCUAGCCCUUUUGAGAGGCUGGAGCGGAUGGGUGGAAUGGAUAGGCGUGGGAUGAUGCCGCCGCCUCCGGGGGGAUUCCGGGGCGCUUAA
Molecule: messenger RNA, 2595 nt
Organism: Dichotomopilus funicola
Lineage: Eukaryota; Fungi; Ascomycota; Sordariomycetes; Sordariales; Chaetomiaceae
Exons: 3
Coding region: 1-2595 (864 amino acids)
Source: RefSeq, a predicted model, not a curated record